Molecule: messenger RNA, 1158 nt
Organism: Cordyceps fumosorosea ARSEF 2679
Lineage: Eukaryota; Fungi; Ascomycota; Sordariomycetes; Hypocreales; Cordycipitaceae
Exons: 5
Coding region: 1-1158 (385 amino acids)
Source: RefSeq, a predicted model, not a curated record
AUGGCGGCGACGCAGCCAGCAGCAGUACCCGAUCAUGCGGCCGCCGAAGCCGCCUUUCGCAAAUUCACAACCGAGCUGUGGACGCUGUACGCCGUCGGCCUGUCGUCGACCAUGCUGCGGACGUACGCGCGCAUACGAGCAGUUGGUGUCCGCGGCCUGCGACCGGACGACUAUUUCGUCUGGGUCGGUGUUCUCUUUUACACUGCGCAGACAACACUCGGGUACAAUGUGGGCCAUGCAGCACACGGCCUGGCCAACAAUGGCAUGACUGAGACGCAGCGCGCGAGCCUGGAUCCGAAUAGUGACGAAUACAUGAGACGAGUGGUUGGAUCCAAGAUCCAGGUGGCAGGCUGGUCGACGUAUGUUUGUCUCAUGACGGGCCUGAAGAUAUCCAUGCUCUUCUUCCUCGCUAGGCUCAUGUUUGGUCUGGGACGCUCAUUUCAGCUUCGAAUCUUUGUUGGCUUCAUCCUCGUCAUCGCUACAUUCAUCGCCUGCAUCGUCAGCAUUUUUGUAUCGUGCCGCCCGUUGCAACACUACUGGGCCAUCUACCCCAAUCCGGGCAACAUCUAUCUCAUCAUGAUACCCCUUCCCAUACUGUGGCAGUCCUCGCUCCCGCUGUCCAAGAAGAUUGCCUCGACCGUUGUGCUAGGCGCGGGAAUAUUCGUCCUCGUCUGCGCGACCUUGAAGAGCGCCUUUGUCCUAGCAGAUCCCGUCAACGGCGCCCAGCUGGCCGGGUCGUGGGGCACCCGCGAGGCCUUUGUCGCCGUCAUCACCACCAACCUCCCCAUGAUCUUCCCGCUCGUCAAGCGCUGGCUGCGCCCGUUAUUGCCGAAGCAGCUGUCCGCCUCGCAGAAGCUGGAGAAGUCGCCCACGGGCUUCCGCACCAUCGGCGGCGGCGGGCCGGGCGUCGGCGCCGAGGCGCGGCGCAAACCGGCGAGCGCCAACGCGCUCACCGACUUUACUACCUAUAAUGCGUCGGAGGAGCACGUGGCGGCGGAGAUAAAGAAGGAGCAGCAGCAGCACCGGGCUAUGGUUCAUUUGGAGGAGAUGACUGAUCUGGAGGCGAGCGCGGGCGGUCAUGGCCAUUCGCCCGUACUGGAUGCGGGCGACGCGGAGCACGAAGAGUGGACGCAGUUUCAGCGCGUCGCGAGGGAUUAG